CAAUUUGAUGACGUUACCAUCUUACUCCAAUCCUCCCCCCAACAGAGUGACGACGCAGUCGCGCCCCAGCCUCCCCACGUGCUGGACUUCUUCUCUGGAUUAUGAGGAUUUCGUGGAGAUCACUGGAAUGCUCAGGAUUUCUGAAAACAUAUUACAGAAUAAUUACAUCAAAUUCACAGAUUCCUUUCACUUGGAUAUCACUGGCACAAAGUCUUCAUAAAACACUUCCUUUUUACUUGUACAGUCAAAGAAACAGAUUUUCUACAAUGCCAGAAAUAGACAAGAACAAAAUUGACCCUGAGUUAUAUUUCCCACCUUCUCAAGUUCGUGGAAUGACAAAACUUGAUAGAACUGCAUUCAAAAAAAUAGUUACUAUUCCAGUACUUAACGUGAGGAAAGAAAUGGUAAAUAAAUUAGUGAGAUCCCUAAAAAAAGCACUACUACAACGUCCAGGCAUAAAACGAGUGAUUGAUGAUCCAAAGGAUGAAGGAAAUAAACUUGUUAUGUUGGAUCCUUAUAAAAUAGUUUCUGAUGAUUCCUUUGAAGAAUCUGAACGUCUUCUUUUAAAAGAGCUUAAUGUUAACCCACAGAUCUCUUCAUAUAGUUUGGAGCUAACUUAUGAAAACUUUAAAACAGAAGAAAUCUUGAGAGCUGUGCUUCCUGAAGGUCAAGAUGUAACUUCAGGGUUUAGCCGAAUUGGACAUAUAGCCCAUCUGAACCUUCGAGAUCAUCAACUACCAUUCAAACAGUUAAUUGGCCAGGUUAUAAUUGACAAAAAUCAAGGCAUCACUUCAGUAGUAAAUAAAAUCAAUACUAUUGACAAUAUUUAUAGAAAUUUUCAAAUGGAAGUGCUAUCUGGAGAGGAGAAUAUGAUAACCAAGGUUCGAGAAAACAACUAUAUGUAUGAAUUUGAUUUUUCAAAAGUCUAUUGGAAUCCUCGUCUCAGCACAGAACAUAACCGUAUUACAGAACUACUCAGGCCUGGAGAUGUUUUGUUUGAUGUUUUUGCUGGAGUGGGGCCUUUUGCCAUCCCGGUAGCAAAAAAAGACUGCACUGUAUUUGCCAAUGAUCUCAAUCCUGAAUCUCAUAAAUGGCUAUUACACAAUUGUAAACUAAACAAAGUAGACCAAAAAGUAAAAAUCUUUAACCUAGAUGGUAAAGACUUUCUUCAAGGACCAGUAAGAGAAGAGUUAAUGAAGCUGGUGAAACAAACAUCAAAGGAGAGAAAGCCACAUGUGCACAUAGUUAUGAAUUUACCAGCAAUGGCUAUGGAGUUCCUUGGUAUUUUUCGUUGUCUUUUAGAUGGACAAAUCAAAAACAGUGAGCUGCUUCCCAUAGUGCAUUGUUAUAGUUUUUCUAAAGCUGAUGAUCCUGUCAAAGAUGUUCAACAGCGAGCUGAAGCUUUGUUAGGUGCAUCUUUAAAAGGAUGUAGUUCAGUUCACCUUGUAAGAAAUGUGGCUCCUAAUAAGGAAAUGGCAUGCAUCACUUUCCAGGUCCCAGCUUCUGUGUUGUAUGAGAAUUGGCCAAUGAACGAAGAGGAGCAAUUUCUGAAAGCUGAAAACCUAGAGGGGCCUCCUUUUAAACGCCUAAGAACAAGCAAAGCCUUAUUUGAAGAAUCAUAAAAUGGCUCACAAACAAGAUCAGAAGUAUUUUAUAUCUCCCUAUCUAUACUAAAAGUAAUUUGUAAUUCUCUAAAGCUCAUGUAUUAUAUCAUUGGAGUAAUGGGACUAGAUAGUUUUCCUUUGCCUUUUAUAGUUUUCUUGAACGUUAUCAGAAUGACAUCUUCAUUGCAGAAUUAUAAACAUGAUUAAAUUUAUUUUCACAAA
This is a messenger RNA of Antechinus flavipes (yellow-footed antechinus), 1826 nucleotides long. It is a transcript of the gene TRMT5, whose product is annotated as tRNA methyltransferase 5. The transcript is spliced from 5 exons. Gene Ontology annotation, cellular component: mitochondrial matrix; cytoplasm. Lineage: Eukaryota; Metazoa; Chordata; Mammalia; Dasyuromorphia; Dasyuridae. Gene Ontology annotation, biological process: tRNA N1-guanine methylation; mitochondrial tRNA methylation. Bases 102 to 1622 code for a protein of 506 amino acids. The record is from RefSeq and is a predicted model, not a curated record.